Molecule: messenger RNA, 828 nt
Organism: Salvelinus sp. IW2-2015
Lineage: Eukaryota; Metazoa; Chordata; Actinopteri; Salmoniformes; Salmonidae
Source: RefSeq, a predicted model, not a curated record
AUGGAAGACUCAGACCAGUACCAGCCAGUUAGCAUCAGUCGGCACUCAGGCAACAGCGCAGACUCAGCACCGUCAGUCGCUCGGCAUCGCAACUCAGCACAGUCAUGCAGACUCAGCGACAGUAGGCAGACUCAGCAGCUGACGAGGUCCAGAGCCAGACUCAUAGCUAGUCAGGUCAAGACUCAGCACACCAGCUCAGGCCGAAGACUACAGCGCAUGACAGUCAAGAUCGAUAUUCGAGACUUCGCAUUCGCUCAGGCAGACUCAGCAUCAGUCAGGCCAGACUCAGCACCAGUCAGAACCAGGACCCUAGACGCAACGAUGCCAGACUCAGCAACAGUCUCAGUCCACAGGCUCAGCUCAGUCAGGCCAGACUCAGCACCAGUCAGGCCAGACUCAGCACCAGUCAGGCCAGACUCAGCACCAGUCAGGCCAGACUCAGCAACCAGCCAGGCCAGACUCAGCACCAGUCAGGCCAGACCUCAGCAGCCAGUCAGCGCCAGACUCAGCAGAUCAGCCGACUCAGGCAGAGCAGUGUCAGUCAGCUCAGCAGUAUCCUGGAAGAGGAUGGAGGACGCGAGGAGGAAGAUGUCUCUACCUAAUACAGGCUCUGCCUCUGAGACGACAAGAAACGCCGCCCAGCUCAGCUCAGCUCAGCCCUCCAACCCCUCACAGCCCAGCCCUCCAACCCCUCACAGCCCAGCCCUCCAACCCCUCACAGCCCAGCCCUCCAARCCCUCACAGCCCAGCCCUCCAACCCCUCACAGCCCAGCCCUCCAACCCCUCACAGCCCAGCCCUCCAACCCCUCCCAGCACUCUCCUCGGUGA